Folsomia candida is the source of this 1144-nucleotide messenger RNA. RefSeq lists its product as uncharacterized. Bases 139 to 555 code for a protein of 138 amino acids. Lineage: Eukaryota; Metazoa; Arthropoda; Collembola; Entomobryomorpha; Isotomidae. The record is from RefSeq and is a predicted model, not a curated record. The transcript has 2 exons.
GACCAUGUAGAAAAUUCGCUUCAAAAAUACGAGAAAGUCCUUUCUUGCUCGCCCCUCAGCACAGAAACAUACAUCUUGAAAAGUGAUCGUGACUCUGUAUGCGAUGAAGUCCGACCCUGGGUUCUGUUGAAAAACAGAAUGGCAGACUUUGACGAAUUUGAUGAAUACCCAUCUGAUCUCGAUUGCCAAAAACAGGAAGGACUCUUUGACAUUUCCGAACCCAAAUUUUACUCCUCCUCCUCCGAUGAAGAUACAGAAAAUGAGGGUGAACCAUACUGUCCUUUGUUCGAGUUUAGUCCUGUGCCAAUGAGCAAUAAUGGGAUCGCCAAAUUGGACCUACUGCAACACCAAGACUUCAAUGCUAGCGGAGAUUCUUGUCACACGGAUAAAAAGUUCGGAAAUUUUGGCGGAUUGAACGUUACAAACAACGUCGCUAAUAAAAUGGGUUCAAAUAGUGCCACUACCUUAUCCUCCAAUAAAACCCAACGAUCGCGAAAGUCUUUAAUGCCAAAAAUGAGAUCAGCCCUGGGAGGAUUUUCUUUCUUUAAGAAGUAAUGAGGAUGAUGACGACAAUAACUUUCACCUUCAUACAUAUAUAAAACAAAACUAAUAAAUAACAAUUAAGUGACACGCAUAAUACAUAUUAACCAAAUAUUUGUAAAACUAUGAUGUAUGUGUAUUUUAAAAAGAUUUAUUAACACUCAAUUCAACCUGGAGUGCAACAAUUAUUACAUACAUAAACAUUCAUACUUUUCAGAAUCGUAAUCACAACAUUUGUCUGUAGUCGAUUAUUCUUACAUUUACUGGACUUGUAUGUAAAUCAGUGCGUUUAUCCUGAAUGCUUAACAAAAUUAAUACAUAUUUUGUUUUGUAUAUAGAUAAUCCUACAACAGUAAAUUAUUAUUUAGUCCUAGCUCUGGUUUUUGAACACUGUAAAUAUUUUCGAGAUUCGAAUAUUUGAAAGUGAAUACAAAGCUCUGUAUACUUUUUUUAGAACAGAGCACAUUGUACAAAUUUUGUAUAAUUUCAGAAAAUUUCUCCCACCCGAGCUGCAUUAAGAAAUUAAAUUAUAUGGUUAGGACGAAGAAAAAUGGAAUCAGUCAAUGCACUAAAUAAUAUAAAUCAAUCAUUGUACAUAAUACAA